Molecule: messenger RNA, 2150 nt
Organism: Rhizophagus irregularis DAOM 181602=DAOM 197198
Lineage: Eukaryota; Fungi; Glomeromycota; Glomeromycetes; Glomerales; Glomeraceae
Source: RefSeq, a predicted model, not a curated record
GGAUCAUAUUCGAAGUGAUUGGGCAAUUCUCAGAAUUUGGCGUUAAUGUUCCACUCUCUAAUUUCUUCAAUGACGGAGAAGCCUCCGUUGCCAAAUCAACAAAUAAAAUCAUCUGCUGAUCGCGAGAAUUGGGAAACAGAGUUCCAUAGAAAUUACAUUGCACCACAAAUUAGAAAUAUAACUGAAACAGCAACUAAUUAUCGUAUGAAAUUAAACGCGGCUUUAGCUAAAAAUCAAAAGAAUAAUGUGAUUGAAGGUGAAAUUAAUCAAACUUUAGUCAUGGAUAAACAAUAUCGAGUAGAAAAUUUACCAGCUUUAUGGAGAUCGAUUGGAUUGGUUAACUUCGAAAGUUUCCGUGCUUAUUAUAUGAGUGAUUUGGCAAAAAACAGAACCAAUUAUCCAUUCCUCUCUAUAUUCUUCAAAUAUGCUGGACAAUUAGAAUUGCUAAAACAUCUUUUGCCUAUUGUAAAAUUUGUUCAAGUUUUAAACUCAAAACUCGGUUACCAGCUAGCAAGACAGAAGGCAAGAGACAUGUCUUUCAGACAAUUUAUAGAGAAUCAAUCAAAUGGAGGUGAAAAUCGUGAAAUUUUCAAUGGUCUAAAAACCGCAUUUGAUGACUUUAGUGAAGGUUGGAAUAGAGUCUUACCUUUUGUAAAACGAUAUCAAUGUCAUGAACUUCCAAGAGAAAAACCGAAUAUGGCUUAUAAACUUCCGGUUGUUUUUGGUUUGAUGGAACCAAAGGAUACAGGAAUCUUGUUAUGUGCGAUCUUAGAUUUUUUAGUUGACUUACAAAAUAAAUUUUUAGAGGAAGUUAUGUCAAUACCACCUGGAACUUGCAGGUCUCUCAAGUUUUUAGAUGAGCCAACAUUUAAUGUCGAACAAACAGUUUCAUCAACUUCAAAAAUACAACCAGCAAAACCAAAUACACCUAGUGGAUAUUACCUUCAAUCUAUGCGUAUUGACCAUGCUCGUUCCGCAAAUAUCAUAAACUUUGAUUGGGAUGACGAAAUUCUAGCAUAUAGUCAAAGAAAUCUAGCAGUUGCAAAAGGACAAGAUAUUAUUUAUGAUUUGACAAAAAUUGAAGCGGAAUUGGCGAAUAUUCUGGUUUUUGAAAAAGUUCACAUAGAAACUCAACCGGAAUCUCAGUUAUAUUUAGAACCUUUCCCAUAUCAUAUGGAACUGUUCCAAGGAUGUAUGAGAAUUCUUAGUGAUAUAAAGAAUUUAAUAACCCAAGAGCCAAUCCCAGCCGACAAAAUGAAUUUAUUAGGUGUUACUGGAAUUUCUAGUUCAUUUAUGUUUCCGCAAGAAUCAACUCUUGACAACGCAUCAGAAAUUUUAUCAUCAUUGGAAAUUCUCCUAUGUUUUGUUAAACGUACAGCAGUUGGAGAUGGAGAGAUAUCUAUUAAGGAUUAUGUUUCAAGAUGGAUGAAAUUGUCUUCAUUGUAUGCACACGAAGGAUUCGCUAGAUUCUUAAAUAUCGAUUUACGACUUAAACACUUGGUGGCUUUAUACGAAUUCGUUGAAGAGCAAGUUGCUAAUCUUAAAAUUAAAUAUAUUCAUGAUAAAUACAAAGCUCAACUUUCAACAGAGAUGAGAAACGCAAUAAUUAAAUCUGUAGAUUUUGAGCAGCAAACUACAACGAAAGAAAUGAUAUCAGCAGAAGCAUUUGCUUUAGCUUUAAAAAGAUUCAUGUUACGAUUUUUAACCUUAGAAAAUCAAAAAGAAAUGGAACCGUUGUAUGUUUAUUUGACAGAUAAUUCAUUAAAUUUCUGGCCGUCAACAAUUCCAGAGAAACGCAUCGAAGCAUUAUUCCCAGAAAUUUUGUUGGUUGCUAAUACGUAUGAUGCUUAUGAUUUUACAAUGAGAAGGAUUGAGCAAACAAUGGAGACAAUUAAUGCAAAUAAUACAAUGAGACAAAAUAAUUUAGGUCCUAGAAAUCCAAAUAUCGGUCAACGAACCACACCUACAAGCAGGCAGCAAAGGAAACCCAAAGGAGGAUCUAGAUACGAUAUAACAUAAAAUAUUUAUUGCAACUUAUUAUUUUAUUAUAGCGGCUAUUGUUAUUUUUUUUUUUAGAUAGGAUAGGAUUGUAUUGAUAGGAUAUUACAAUGAUUUAAAUAAAAUAUAAAUGUUAUUUUAUUAUUUUAUUA